Penicillium canescens is the source of this 471-nucleotide messenger RNA. RefSeq names its product nuclear transport factor 2 family protein. The transcript is spliced from 2 exons. The record is from RefSeq and is a predicted model, not a curated record. The coding region runs from base 1 to 471 and encodes 156 amino acids. Lineage: Eukaryota; Fungi; Ascomycota; Eurotiomycetes; Eurotiales; Aspergillaceae.
AUGGCAUCAAUUACGCCACCCUUCACGUUCGAAACAGCAACAAGCAAAGUUAAAGCUGCCCAAAACAUGUGGAACACUCAAAAUCCCGAGGCAAUUGCCAAAGCCUAUACUGCGGAUAGCAUUUGGCGUAACCGUACCUCAUUUCUCCGAGGUACCGAUGACAUUGUGAAAUUUCUCACAGCCAAAUGGAAGAAAGAGAAAUCAUACCGUCUCCGAAAGGAACUUUUCUCGUUUACCGAUAACCGUAUCGCAGUGCAAUUCUGGUAUGAAUACCAGGAUACGGAGAAUGGGGACAAGUGGACGCGAUGCUACGGAUUGGAGGAUUGGACCUUUGAUAAGGAUGGCAAAAUGGAAAAGAGAAUGAUGUCAGGAAAUGACCUGAUCCUGGGGCCGGAUGGAGAUGGAACGGGACGAUGGUUUGUGGAGGGGGUGGAUGUUAACGAUGUUGGGAUUGGCCCAGAACAUUGGUGA